This is a messenger RNA of Dibothriocephalus latus, 828 nucleotides long. The record is from the annotation of a GenBank genome assembly. Lineage: Eukaryota; Metazoa; Platyhelminthes; Cestoda; Diphyllobothriidea; Diphyllobothriidae.
AUGGACUUGAAUGGGCAACAUGCCUCCGGGACGGUACGACUUGCUCGCAGUGUUCAGACCAAUGAGCCGGUGGCCAUCAAAAUUAUGAAUUUGACCAAGCAGCCCAAUCGUGAUCUCAUCAUUUCCGAGAUCCAGGUCAUGGAGCACACACGUCACGAGAAUAUCGUGAACUACAUCGAAUCGUUCCUCCUGCGUGAUAAGAACGAGUUGUGGGUUGUCAUGGAGUUUCUUGACGGUGGUCCUCUCACGGAUGUGGUUACGGAGACGAUCAUGGAGACCCCGCUCAUAGCCUCAGUUGUCAAGGAGGUUCUCAAGGCCCUUAACUUCCUUCAUCAAGCCAAUAUUAUUCACAGGGAUAUAAAGUCCGACAACAUCCUUCUGGGCAAGUCCGGGCGCGUAAAGCUUACCGAUUUCGGCUUCUGUGCCCAACUUAGUUCGCGACUGAGCAAGCGCCAGACAAUUGUUGGCUCCCCCUACUGGAUGGCACCCGAGGUCGUGAAUAAGUCCGUUCAGUAUGGCCCGAAGAUCGACAUCUGGUCUCUGGGGAUUAUGGUCAUUGAGAUGCUUGAUGGCGAACCGCCCUACCUGAAUGAAACUCCGCUCAAGGCAAUCUAUUUGAUUCAAACUCACGAUCGUCCGGAACCCAAAACCGAAGACAUUGAUCCCCUCCUAAAGGAUUUCCUGGACCGAUGUUUGCAGUCGAAUCCAGAGAAAAGAGCCAGUGCAGCAGAACUACUGGAGCAUCCUUUCCUUCGAAACACCAAGAGCCUUGCCGGUCUGCAGGCCCUUAUUGAAGCCGCUCGGCAAAACCUGGGCAAGAAGCCCUAA